CCACCGUAUGAUGUCGUGGCGUUUGCUGACGUACACAAACUUCCCACAAUUAGCUAACGUUACACGAUUGCCGAUAACUGUUCAUUUCCUUCUCAUUUAGUCUGAAUUAGUUCCUCCUGCACAUUGCAUUCACCAGCGGGCAGAGUUAGUUGAAGAUGAGGCGCACCGGGUUGGGUGAAGGAGGCUCUGGCAGUUAUGUAGCCAGCGGGUACAGUGUGUAUGAAGAGGAAAAUGAACACCUGCAGGAGGGACUGAGGGCUAAAGUCACCGCUUUGAAAAGUCUGUCUAUCGAGAUUGGGACGGAAGUGAAAUACCAAAAUAAAAUGCUGGACGAUAUGGACACAGACUUUGACUCAACAGGCGGCCUGCUUGGCGCCACCAUAGGCAGAGUGAAGCAGCUGUCCAGAGGCAGUCAGACCAAACUGUUGUGCUACAUGCUCCUCUUCUGCCUUUUCGUCUUCUUUGUCCUGUACUGGUUCAUCAAGCUGAGGUGAUAGGAGGACCCUGCUGGACUUUAACUCCACUUCCUCCCUAGUCUGUGCCAGGCUGAUGCAUCUCCAAACUUCACCAACAUAAUGAUGAUUAGGAAAGGCGGGGAUGUUUCUUAAAGUGUCUCAAUUUUACGGGUGACCACGUGUCUCUUACAAUAUUUCUUAGAAUGACCCCUAACUGACUGCUAUUUGAUGGAGUCCCAAAAAGUAAAACAGAUCUGAGAGGAUUGAUGAUAAUGUGAAGUAGGAGUCACGUAUAUGUAUAUAUCUGAAGUAGACACUGCCAGUAUAUGUAUAUACUUGAUAUCCACCCCAAUUUACAUGGAUUGAGAAGAUAAGAUACAACAUUAAACAUGUUAACAACUGUAGAAUAAUGUAUCGUAAAACUUUAAUGCAGUGUAUUGUAUGAUAAACAGUGAUGAAAUGGCAAAUCUGUCAAUACAGCUCAAGUUGUGUUAAAAGUAAUUAAGUUAUAGAAUGAUACCUGAAACUAAUGAUCUAGAGUAUUUGCUUUGAAGAAUGAAUGGAUACAUUACAGCAUUUGGCAUCCGUACAGAACAAUAUUAGCAGUGUUCUUCAUUAUUGUUUAAACUUUGUUGUAAAAAAUGUUUUUUUAUGUAAAUAAACAAAUUUUAUGCUCUAA
Messenger RNA from Dicentrarchus labrax (European seabass), 1134 nucleotides. It is a transcript of the gene bet1, whose product is annotated as Bet1 golgi vesicular membrane trafficking protein. The transcript is spliced from 4 exons. The record is from RefSeq and is a predicted model, not a curated record. Gene Ontology annotation, molecular function: SNAP receptor activity. The coding region runs from base 156 to 494 and encodes 112 amino acids. Gene Ontology annotation, biological process: vesicle fusion with Golgi apparatus; endoplasmic reticulum to Golgi vesicle-mediated transport. Lineage: Eukaryota; Metazoa; Chordata; Actinopteri; Moronidae. Gene Ontology annotation, cellular component: SNARE complex; Golgi trans cisterna.